AUGAGUAAAACCAUGAGGACCAGCAGCCACUCUAGUAACACUCGGUCUGAAACUAUAAUAUCAUGCGAGUAUUACCCAGCAGUAAAAGCUCACAGCCAUAGCCAUAACCAUAGCCAUAACCAUGGUCACAAUCAUGAUCACCAUGGCCAUUCACACAUACUCAGUGAUCAGAUACCAACAGGACCGCAGCAACUACAACAACAACUACAGCAACAGCUACAGCAACAACAGCUACAGCAACAACAGCAACAACAACAACCGUCACAGUCUCAAAGAAGACGACGACGGAGACGCAGAAGAGGAGGACAACGUGCGCGGCGUGUGACUCUUAAUGCAGAUGGUACACCAGUGGUGGCAGGAAUGUUGCCUGGAGUCGUGGCUGGAGCUGUAGCGGGAGCUAUGGCUGGAGCUAUGGCAGGAGCUAUGGCAGGUACACGGGGGGCCGGUCGACGGCGAAACAUUAUUCCUACUGUUUCUGUGAUAUCAGAAGAUGUUGGAAGUGAUUUCGAAGAUACCACUGGUAGUGAGGGGUCUCGUGGGUUACGCGAAGAAGAAGAAGAAGAAGAAGAAGAAGAAGAAGAAGAAGAAGAAGAAGAAGAAGAAGAAGAAGAAGAAGAAGAAGAAGAAGAAGAAGAAGAAGAAGAAGAAGAAGAAGAAGAAGAAGAGGAAUAUGAGGAUGAUGACGAUGAAGAAGAAGAAGAGGAAGAAGAAGAAGCUUACAGUUUUAUUACGAGUCGAACGAUUGACAAACAGAGACUCUAUGCACAUUUAUUUUCUUCUGGAACAUGGCAAGGUCCAGUAUCUGGACAUGGGGACCAAUGGGGGUCUUCAUCAAACGAUUCACAGCAGCAGCAGCAGCGGCAACCACAACAACAACAACAACAUAAUGGCCCGGUGCCAUUAUUAGUACAAUUGGAUGAUUUACUACGGAAACUUGUGCAAUUGUUGACCUAUAUGGAUGUACUUGUUCUUGCUGCGGUUUCAGAUAUGUAUCAUGAUGCAGUGGCUGCUCAGGUGACUGAACCGUCGUCACGAGCCGGUGCCAAGCGGGUAGCCAUGGAGCGAGUUUUACGGGAACUGGAGCAGGCCAAGGCGUAUCUACGAGAGCAAGAGGUUCAGAUAGUGAGGUUACGGGUUCGUCUUGCUGCUUUUGGAUGUAAUGGGGAUGAGCCUGGAGGAUUUGGAGGACGGCUUGUGGGUAGUAGUGGUAGUAGUGGUAGUAGUGGUAGUAGUGGGUUGAUGUCAUCAUCAUCUGGGAAUGGUGGUGGCCCACCAGAGUGGGAGCAAUUAGGGGUUGCGCCGUUUAUAGAGGCUGAGAUUGCAGAUUUGCAUGGAGUUUUUGAUAAGAUGACGCAGGACUUGGCGAGUUUAAAAAGUUUAGUGGGAGUACCAGUUGGAGGAGGAGGAGGAGGAGGAGGAAGAAGAAGAAGAAGAAGAGGAGGAAUAGAGGGAUGUUGUGGAAAUCGAGAAGGAGAAGAAGAAAAAGAAGAAGAAGAAAAAGAAGAAGAAGAAGGAUGUGGUGAAGAGUAUUGGGAUGAUGAAGAACUAGAGGAAGAACUAGAGGAAGAACUAGAGGAAGAACUAGAGGAAGAACUAGAGGAAGAACUAGAAGAGGUUGAAGUGGAGGUUGUGGAGGAAGAAGAAGAAGAAGAAGUGGAUGAUGUUGAAGAAGAAGAAAAGAAGUUAAAAGAAUAG
Magnusiomyces paraingens is the source of this 1695-nucleotide messenger RNA. RefSeq lists its product as uncharacterized. The record is from RefSeq and is a predicted model, not a curated record. NCBI's taxonomy places the organism in Eukaryota, Fungi, Ascomycota, Dipodascomycetes, Dipodascales, Dipodascaceae. The coding region runs from base 1 to 1695 and encodes 564 amino acids. The transcript has a single exon.